GUUGUUCUUAUCUUGGACUCGAUAGGAGCACAGAAGGAGAACAAAAAACGACCAAGCUAUGUGCAAUAGUAGGCCCUGCAAAUGUGAUAAGACUGAAGCCGUCGGUCGCGCAACGCCUACUGUUUCGGGUCGUGCUCGGAUCUAAUCACGGCCAGCAGAAGCUCGCCUAAUUUGAGCGGAGUAACAUCGAAGUCAAAUUUUUUAUUUUAAUUUUGGUUUUUUAUCUCUUUAUUUUGAUAAGUAUUGCACAAAAAUGUCCACCACAACCACUAAGGUCAAGUUUAACAAAUCCUCGUGCUACUACUGCAACGAAUGGUUCGAAAACAGCGACAUCGAGUCCCACAUAGCCGACUGCGGUCAGAUACUGGCCAAGUGCUCCAACGGGUGCGGAGUGUACGUCGCCCUAAAGGACAUGGACCGACACCUGAACCGGUGUCCGGCGGGAUUCGGCGAAGUGGUGGCCGCCCAACAGCAGGACACAACCGGUGACAAGAUCCGCGAACUGGAGCUGGAAAUUGUCGGACUGAGGGCAACGCUGAACGAGGAGAUCCGGCAGCGGUUGGCGCUCAUUACGGAUUUGGGCCAGCUGAAGAAGCGUACGCAGCUGGGCGACGAGUGGACGGCUAAGGUGGGCGAUGUGCUGAACGCGCUGAAGAAGUGUAUCAAUGAGGAGACGGAUAGCCGGUGUGUCGACGUGGAGCGGUGCAAGUUGGACAUUAAUCGGUUGAUGAGGGAGUACGAGAGGAUCGAGGCGUGGCGUUUGGAGCUGACGACGAGGUUCAAUCGGGUGGAGGGAAUGGCGGGAAAGGAGGGGGAAGAGAAACCGAAGGACGCGAAGUUGGUGAUGGUUGAGAGUCGGUUGAAUUAUCUGCAGACGGAGGUGGAGAAUUUGAAGGAGAGGCAGAAGCGAGAUGGUGGGGAAGGGUUGCAGCAACCGGUGGGUGAGAUGUUGAAGAGGAAGAGUGAGGCGGCGAUUGAGGAGUUGGAGAGUAAGAUGCAGACGGUGGAUAUGGUGCUGGAGGAUCAUCACAACUCGAUCAAGAUUUUUCAGGACGAGGUCCGGAAGCAGAUGUUUGAACUGCGGGGUGAGAUAGAUCCGAUGCGUUUGGUGAUCCAGGAACAGUUGGACAAGCAAGCCAAGCUGGACUACGAGCUGAAGGGUGUGUUGAACACUGUGAAUGAAACGGAGGACGUCAGCGAGAAGUUGCAGAAAACGUUGGAGAAGUAUCGGAGGGAAACUUACUACACGAAGCAGAGCUUGGAUGAUUUGCAGGUGCACCUGCAGCAUCAGGAGAAGCUGGUGGUGAUUCAGAACACGGAAGGGCACCUCAUUUGGCGGAUCGAUCAGUUUGACAAACGUUUCAAGGAGUCCCAGCAGAGCGAGUUCAUGCUGAAGAGCCCAAUGUUCAGCAAUCGGCCAUUUGGAUACACGUUGAGGUUGGAGGCGAGUCUCAAUGGAAUCGGAACGUGGCGCGGUCGCAAUAUGAUCGUCGGGUUGGUCGUGGUCAAUGGAUUCUACGACAAUCUGCUGGAGUGGCCGUGCGUUCUGAGUGGGACGAUUACGCUGAGGGAUCAGCCGAAGGACGGCUCCAAGCCAAAGGUGGACUACUCCCGGUCGAUUGUGGCUCGACGGAAGCACCAGAGCAACGACAAGAAUCAGAACAUCCACAUUCCGCAUCAGGUGCUGCGGUCCGAGCACUACAUCCGGGACGACGCCGUUUUCCUGGAGGUUCGGAUCGAUCAACAGUAGGCGGUGCUUGAAUGGGAUGUUUUUGUUUUUAUUUAUGCUCAUAAGUAAAGAGUGUUCGUGAUUUGUUUUUAGUUUAGUGUGUAUGUGUCAAAUUGUGUUUGUAUUUUAAAAUUUGAAAUAUUUCAACUUUCAAGAUAGUUUUUUUUUUAAUUUUAAGAGUAAUAGUUUGAUCCUUCUUCGAUAAACUGUAGGUGGAUUGAUUCUCUAUGGGAGAUAGUAGCUGCAUCGUGUUUUUGUUUCAUUUUUACUUGGUGUUUACAUUCAUGUUUAGGGUGUAGAGUUGUUGGUAGAGAAAAUAAAGCUUUAGAGUUGUAUAAGAUUCAUCGCAACGUUUUCAAAAACUUACCUGGAAAUAUGAAAAUAUGCGGAGCGAAUAAGAGUGUCGAACAAAAAUCGAAUAGUAUAGAAAAUCUGAAGCUGCUUUAACAUUGUUUAAAAUCUGUUUACAUUAGCGCCUCGCUGUCAGUUUGACGUCUGUCAAUUUGACAGCUGUCAGCUAUCCUAAUAUUAGAAUAAAAUACAUUCUCUUUAAAUAUGCGGUAACAA
Molecule: messenger RNA, 2296 nt
Organism: Aedes albopictus (Asian tiger mosquito)
Lineage: Eukaryota; Metazoa; Arthropoda; Insecta; Diptera; Culicidae
Product: TNF receptor-associated factor 5
Exons: 4
Coding region: 254-1750 (498 amino acids)
Biological process (GO): tumor necrosis factor-mediated signaling pathway; protein K63-linked ubiquitination
Molecular function (GO): protein binding
Source: RefSeq, a predicted model, not a curated record